GUGUGUAAAUUGAAUCUACAGCAAUUACACCAACCACAGAUGAAUCUACGAAAUGUUCUUCUGCUGGAACGUAACCUCUACCUCUACCUAUUAAUUGAAACAACAUUAGCAAAAGCAAAAGAGCUUAGAGUGCACGUUGAACCAAUUAUCAAUAGAUCAAAAGACAAUACAACGCAUUCUCGUAGAACUGCAUUUAGUCAUUUACAAAACAAAUAUGCUGCAAAAGAAUUGUUUGAUGUUGUAGGUCCAAAAGUAGCUAACAGACCAGGCGGUUACACAAGAAUUAUUAAAUUAGGUAAAAGAUUGGGUGAUAACGCAGAAAUGGCUAUGAUUGAGUUAGUAGAUUUUAACGAAUUGUACACUGCUAACAAAUCUAACACUAAUGCUAGUGCAGAGCCUAAAAAACGUACACGUAGAGCUGGAACAACAAAGAAAAAAGAAGAGGAGAGUACGGAAACGGAAACAAACACAGCAACAGAGAAAGAUGGCACACAUUACGAAGCUAAUGCUUGCGGAAAAAUUGGAACAGCUACAGGAGAAAUUUGUUUCAAUACUUCAAUGACUGGAUACCAUGAAUUAUUUACAGACCCAAGUUACUACGGACAAUUACUAAUUUCCACCAAUGUACACGUUGGUAAUUAUGGUAUUAAACAUCAAGAAGAAGAAGCUAAUCAAAUACAAAUAGCGGGAUUAAUUUGUAGAGAAUACACGAAUAAUUAUUCAAGAAUACAAGCAAACCAAAAUAUUCAAUCUUAUUUUGAAGAAAAUAAUUUAGUGGGCGUUACCAAUUUAGAUACUCGAGCAAUUGUAAGACAUGUGCGUGAAAAAGGUGCAAUGAAUGCUAUUAUUUCAUCAGAAAUUAAUUCAUUAGAAGAGUUAAAUGCUAUUUUAAAAAAUGUUCCAUCAAUGGACGGUUUAGAGUUGGCAUCAAAAGUGAGUACUAAAACAGCUUAUACUAUGGGCAACGAAAACGCAACAUACAAAAUUGCAGCAUUAGACUUA
This is a messenger RNA of Darwinula stevensoni, 1002 nucleotides long. The record is from the annotation of a GenBank genome assembly. NCBI's taxonomy places the organism in Eukaryota, Metazoa, Arthropoda, Ostracoda, Podocopida, Darwinulidae.